GCGGCCUGGAGGGAAGAGUGGGGCGGGGCUCUGCCCACCAGCGUCGGGGCUGUGGUUGUCGAUGUUUGCUUGGGGGUAGCGAUAUGGUCUCUAGCGUGUGAAGGGUGUGCGCUUCCCCAGAAUGAAGGGAGAGGGAAAUCUGGACUUUGAAGGGCCGGAAAACGAGUUGUGAUUUGCCACUUGGUGACUAGAGAGCGUGAGCAAGUCGCUUCACCUGUUUAAACCUGCCUUACCUCAGUUUUCCAAAGAGGGCUGACGUCGCUGAGCGCUCUGCAAUGUGGGGAGAGCCCAGGGCGAAGUUGCUGCAGGUGCUGUCAGCCCCACAUUGGUGAGCUGAGGACGAUUUUAAGAAGUCCGUGGUGUUACUGGAUUUCACUGAAAUAUUUUGUGUUAAAAUUCGGGACUUUUUCUAGAGAUAUAAAGAGGAUAGCGACAGAAGACUUUCUCAAUUUAUUUUUCUUUGUUUUAAAUCUUGCCCCGUCUCCCCAGCCCGGCCCAGCCCAGCCCUCUGCCUAAGGGCCUCAUAGCUGAACCGAGCUAUGCAAAUUUGGCCCGCGCGUUUUAAAAAGGAUAUUCUUUCUCUAUCACCGUGAGGUCGUUUAAUUCCAUUCUGCAGUUAUUCCGACAUUCAUUUGGAUCUUUCUGGAAGGGAGGCUGUGUCAUAAAUUAUGAAGACUUUAGCCCAAUCAGUAAAACCAUGAAAUUUUUUUUUUUUUUUUAACUUUUGGCCGGUCACUCAUUAUGAUGUAUGUCCUCCUUGCCGGCAGUUGUGCUAAGAAGUGGGAAUACAAGGACGAUUGAGAUACUAUUUUUUUAAUGUAUUUAUCCCAUACUAAAUUGCCUUAGUCAUCCUUAUCCAGUUGUUAAUUUUAUAAGACCAUCAGAUAACCUGGAUCUGCAACUAAAUGAAACAUUUUUAAAAAAUUCAAUGCCCAGGAAUUUAUUCUAAGGAAGUAAAUUACUAUGUGAAAGAGUAUCACCAUUUUAAAGCUCUUCAAACAUACAGUUUUUCAGAGGCAUCAAAUAAUGUCAUCUGAAAUAUUGCCAGCAUUUAGUGAGACUUCUAAUGUUGAAAGAAAGCAAGACUUAAAUGAAGACCAAGAGGAGAAUCAGAAACCAGGAUUAGGUGAAGGGUUUGAACCAAUAUCUAAACGGCAAAUGAAGAAACUAAUGAAACAGAAACAAUGGGAAGAACAAAGAGAACUCCGCAAACAAAAGAGGAAGGAAAAACGCAAGAGAAAGCAAUUAGAGCGACAGUGUCAACUGGAAUCAAACUCAGAAGGAAGUGACAGAAAACGUAUUCGAAGAGAUGUUGUUUACAGCCCACUCCGCCUUAUCAUUGACUGCAGUUUUGAUAGCCUGAUGGUAUUAAAGGACAUUAAGAAACUUCAUAAGCAGAUUCAACGAUGUUAUGCAGAAAAUCGACGAGCACUGCAUCCUGUGCAGUUUUACUUGACAAGCCAUGGAGGCCAGUUGAAAAAGAACAUGGAUGAAAAUGACAAAGGAUGGGUCAACUGGAAGGAUAUCCACAUCAAACCAGAGCACUAUAGUGAAUUCAUACAGAAAGAAGAACUGAUUUAUCUUACAUCAGAUUCACCUAAUGUACUAAAGGAAUUAGAUGAAUCAAAGGCCUAUGUGAUUGGAGGAUUAGUAGAUCACAACCAUCACAAGGGACUCACGUAUAAACAAGCAUCAGAACAUGGAAUUGAUCAUGCACAGCUCCCCCUUGGAAAUUUCGUGAAGAUGAAUAGUAGAAAAGUUUUGGCAAUUAAUCAUGUGUUUGAGAUUAUUCUGGAAUACCUAGAAACAAGAGACUGGCAAGAAGCAUUUUUCACUAUCUUACCCCAAAGAAAAGGAGCUGUUCCCACAGACAAAGCCUGUGAAAGUUCUUCACAUGAGAAGAAGUUCGCCAGAGUUGAAGGUGGAUUGAACAGUGAUUCCAGUGAGGAGGAAAAUAGAAAUGAACUAGAUUCACCACAUAAGGAAGAAAAGCAGGAUAAAGAAACUAGCACUGAAUCUACAGUGACCUCUAUACUACACUAAUGUCAUCUUUUUUUUUUUUCUUAAGUUUAAGGAAAAUUAGGAGAAAAUGAAUAUAGAAUUUCAUAGAAUAUUUUAUAGAAUAUUUGAAAUGGAAGAAACUUUCAUUUUCUCUUAUUUCUGUUGUGAAUUUUUUAAACUUUUUUUAGAACUAAGUGAUAAAAAGCACUAAAAAAGCAUUCUUUUGUUUUUGCAUAAGAUUUAAAUGUGUAAUUUAAAAAAUAAUUUUCUAAACCUCAAAUAAGCAUUCCUUGAGAAUUUUACCUUAUUAGUAAACCUUCAUUCUCUUUUAUUUACAAGAUUGUAUUCUUCAGAAUGUGCCUUCUGACCUUUCAGUUUUAUUAUUAUAUGUUUAUAUCAAUGUCUUUCUGAUUAUGGAGGCAGAUAUCCUAAAACUCCUUUAAGUCUACCAAAAUGUUCUGUAUGGGUGGUUACCUUCUAUUUGCAGCUUUUAUAUUCAAUUUAGUUACUUCAGAGGAAUAUAGUGAUUUUAGGAAUAAGUAUUGGAUUGAGAAACUCAAGAAUUGAUUUCUGUUGGACUACGGAGCCCGUCUCUGUUCUUCCUUUGUAAUGCUUUUGUGGUUCUAAAGCAAUCACUGAAGAGUUAAGACUCUCUUUAAUAUAUUUUCUUAAUUUCAAUAAUGAUGGUAAAUUAUUUCAAUUACAAAAUUUAAUUUUUCAGGCUAUAUUAUUUUAAAAGGCUGUUGAAGGAUCAAUUUUGUCAUUACCCAAAUUUAAAAAGAAACAGUUCUUAAAAAAAAAAAAAGUAGCUCUUAGCAGCUAUUCUUUUCCUUCCAUAUGUACUUCUUUACAAUAAAAUAUGUUGGUUCUUAAGCAAAUAAGGUUAACUUUAUAUGUGCAUCUGUCUACUAUCAUAUAAUAAUAUUCAAGCUAAUGUAAAUGUAUGUUUCUAUAAAUAAUGUAAGCGUAUAUGAAAAUAUGCAUGUAAUUGUAUAUACAUCUGUUUGUCCAUAUCAUGUAUGAUUCUCAGUUGUUAAUCAAUGAUAAUAGGAUUGAGUUGCCA
Balaenoptera musculus (blue whale) is the source of this 3064-nucleotide messenger RNA. RefSeq names its product tRNA methyltransferase 10A (gene TRMT10A). Gene Ontology annotation, cellular component: nucleus; nucleoplasm; cytosol. Lineage: Eukaryota; Metazoa; Chordata; Mammalia; Artiodactyla; Balaenopteridae. Gene Ontology annotation, biological process: tRNA N1-guanine methylation. The transcript is spliced from 9 exons. The record is from RefSeq and is a predicted model, not a curated record. Bases 1027 to 2043 code for a protein of 338 amino acids. Gene Ontology annotation, molecular function: tRNA binding.